CCAGCCUAGAGAUAACAGGCUUCUGUGAUUGCCUCAACUGGGCACUGAUUUCCUCUGAGAUGUUGGUCCGACAUGGAGCCAUCCUACAGAUAAUUAUUAAGGACAAUUGUUCACACACUUAAGGAAAGCAUUCCUUGGAUAUUCAAAUCAAAGUGAGGAUGUGUGCACUCUAUUCGCUCCGAAGAUUCUCAUGUCAACACAAAGUAGUUUCCAGCUCAUCAGAGAGGAAAAGGUGUAAUCUCUAAAAGACAGUGAAAGAUUGUAUACUAUGGAGAUCGUAUACUACAUAUGCUUAAGAAAAUCCUCAGUCCCCAAAGCCCAGACUUCUCAAAUUAUAAACCUCAAUGACAGAUCCAACAGCUCCAGUCAGGAGCUCCAGUCAGGGCUUCCCGCUAUGGAGAAGUGGUUUGUCCUCUUACAGUACUCAUACAAACACAAAACCAAAGGAGAUGCCUUGAGAGCAUAAAGCAGGACAGGACUUAAAGCCACAGUGAAGAUGAGCUACCAGAAGAGCUCAGUGCACACAGAACCCAGAUUCCUUUCUGUAAAUGAGUUUGACAUCAGUGCUCAGGCUGAGUCACAAGCCUAGGGGCCUCUGGAGAGGUAGAGUUUUUUUGUUUUUUGUUUUGUUUGUUUGUUUGUUUGUUUGUUUGUUACCUAUAGGAAACAGUGGGUUUGAAGUACCACCUCACCUUUGAGACAAGGACAAACUCCUUCUUCACGAGCUUGGAAGGCAGUGAAUCUGUUGUCUACUUCCAAGCUAUUGGCAGGAUCUUCUAAAGAAAUGAGCAAGCUUGGCCUCUGGUGUGCUGGUGUGGGUGUUCUGAGCUCAGCCCCUUUGUUGGAAAUCAAUGUGGAGAAACGCUAAUUACCCAGAAAGGAAAAAAACCACAAUGGCCACAGUGGUAGAGAUGAGCCCUACAAGUGAGCAGAGUGAGUUCGUCCUAGGUACGCCAGUGAACAAGAAGACCCCUGCCCUGAAAGUCCCCAGUUUAUGUUCCAUGCGCUAUGGAAUCGCCUUCGUCACACAUUUCUGCAACUUCACACUGAUGGCACAGAAUUCUAUCGUAAGCAUCACCAUGGUAGCCAUGGUCAACAACACCGACCACCCACCCUACCUCAAUAGCUCUACUGAACAGCUUCCUGCUGGUUUAAGUGGUGAUCAGCAUGAAGCCUCAAAGCAUCUUUCUAUAAAGGCCCCUGUGUAUAACUGGAGUCCUCAAACUCAAGGAAUCAUCUUCAGCUCUGUCCAGUAUGGCAUGAUGCUGAUGCAAGGUCCUGGAGGAUACUUGGCAGGGAAAAUAGGAACAAAGAAAGUGGUUGGAAUUGCUCUGCUUGGAACUUCAUUGCUCACUCUCUGCAUCCCACUGGCUGCCAAUCUUGGACUAGUUUUUCUCCUGGCAACUCGAGCAGUUCAGGGCUUAAUGCAGGGCAUUGGAUAUGGGGGACAGUUUGCACUCUGGCAGAAAUGGGCUCCUCCGAAUGAGCGCAGCCGACUCUGCACCAUUGCCUUGUCAGGAAUGACAUUGGGAAUCUUUACUGUCCUCCUUGUGGGUGGCAUCAUUAGUGAAGCCCUUGGGUGGCCCUUUGUCUUCUAUAGUUUUGGAGCUGGUGGUGUGCUCUGCAGCCUUCUCUGGUUCAUUCUGAUUUAUGAUGACCCUGUCUCUCACCCAUGGAUAAGUGGCCCAGAAAGGGAAUAUAUUUUAUCCUCUCUGAACCAACAGUUCAGCUCAGAAAAGCAGCCACUUCCCAUCAAAGCUAUGCUCAAAUCUCUGCCUCUCUGGUCCAUGUGUCUCUGCACUAUGACCCAUCAGUGGCUUGUUAACACCUUUGUAAUGUACACUCCAACCUACAUCAGUUCUGUAUUCAAAGUUAACAUCAGAGACAAUGGGUUCCUGUCUUCUCUUCCCUUUAUUGUUGCCUGGGUCCUUGGUAUCCUGGGAGGCCAGCUGGCAGAUUUUCUACUGAGCAAGAAUUUUAGGCUCAUAACUGUGAGAAAAUUCAUCACACUUUUAGGAAAUACUCCUCCGGCAGCCCUCAUUGCGGCUCUGCCCUAUAUCCAAUCCAGCUAUAUUACAACAAUUAUAUUUCUGACAAUUUCCUGUGGACUGUGCCCUCUAUGUCAGGCAGGAGUCUAUAUUAAUGCGUUAGACAUUGCUCCAAGGUAUGCCAGCAUUCUCAUGGGAACAUCAAGAGGAUUGGCACAUUCAUCGGCUGUGCUGGUACCCAUUGUUGCUGGCUUUUUCCUCAACCAGGACGCUGAAUUCGGGUGGAGGAAUUUCUUUUUUGUAGUGUUUGCAGUUCACCUACUUGGCUUAAUCAUCUACCUCGUGUUUGGGAAAGCAGAUGUUCAAGAAUGGGCUAGAGAGGGGAAGCUCACUCGUUUGUGAAGCUGUCCCACUUGCUGUAAAGAAGUCAUUACAUAUGCUGGCUCCUAUGUGGGAAGACUUUCAUGAAAAAUGAUGUCAGAUAUUUUCCCCCUUUCAUCCAGACUUCUUUUGAAGAAAAUAUGAGAGGAAUAAAGCAUCAAGUAAAAUGAUAAGAAGGGACCAGGUUGUCAUCUUUGAAUCAAGAAUUUGGUGUGGAUAUGGUAGUUUCAGUUUUUUAAAAGGCCAAAGUUUAUGGACCCUUGGUCCAGAGUGGUAAUCUUUACUAGAGAAAUUAUUUAUUUUCUAUUUGUCAGGUUGAAUAUUCAUUUCUCGUUAUGCCUGUGGUACUGGAAGAAGAGUAAGCCCUCUUUGACUGGCUUUCACUCCUACUCUGCAGUUUCUAUUUCCUGGGUUGGCACUGACACAUGUUCCACACAUGGUCCAUUCUUCUUCACUGUGCCCAGGCUACUGGAGGAUGAGUUGCGUGGCUUGCGCCCACACUCCCUUGUCUACUGGCUUCAGCCAGAUUUUUGAUGGGGAAAUGAAAAUGUAGUCUGAGGAACUUAGCACAGAGGGUCAGUGCAGUCCCUGGCCCUGAGAGGCAACCCCCUUCUGUGUUACUGGUAACUUCUUCCCUCUAUUUGUUAUUUUUGUCUUCGCUUGUGCCAUCUCUGUUAUUCUCUAGAACCUGUUGUGGUUUUCUUGACCUUUGCCUAUCCUGUGCAAAUUAUCUUUCCACUGUCCUGAAACUGCCUAGUGUGGCUGUCAUCUCUCUUCUGUGAGAUAUGCCUAAUUUGUGGUUAAAUCACUCAUAAGGAUCGAAAGUAAAACCGACUUAGUGUUUUUGUACAGUAAUGGUUUGUAGGUGUCUGUGGGUCACACCAAGUUCAGAGACCCAGGACAGCAUUAAGAACUGUUCCCCAUGCUGACCUUUACUGUCUAUGACAGAGAUUACUGCCCUCAAAUCAUAUCCUACAGAGGUGGUGUAAUACAUUCUGAGUACAGAUCAGGGCAAGAUUGGAGAGGCCAACCAUGAACAAACACAGAAAUGACUGUGAUCUCGGUAUGAGCUCUGAUCUGUCUGUUGGGACACUAGAGUAAGUUAAAUAUGGUUUCCUUCUACUGUGCAGAAUCAGGUGUAGUAGCAGAGGGACAGACAGGAGACACAGAUGAAGAUUUGCCAUCCCAUGCAAAAAACUCUGAGAGGGUCUCAUGUGUGAAGCAAUUCCAGGGGUACAUAUUAAAUGGGCAGCCCUACUUCUACAAAAGCAUAAAAUCAGGAAACAGGAUGCAUUCUAAAGGGAGUACCCUGACUGCAUAUUCAUAGAAAAGCACAAAGCACAAAAUUAGAGGAAGGUGUGUGGCUAAUGCAUGUAGUGUUCCUGUGUUAUGGGAGAGAGUUUGAGAACAUUAUAUAAGCAGUGAAGUAGGGCUCAUAGCAAUAGCUACAUGAUCGCUUCUCGGCCUUUUGGCUAAGAUCAAGUGUAGCAAUAGCUACAUGGACAGAUCUUUCUAGAUGGAGCAUUUUCCUAUAAUUUCAGAAUUAUGAUGACACGUCAAAUGAUCAUCUGUAUGCUGGUCUUUAAAACAGCAGUUUUAGGGACUGGAAUAAGGCAGGACACAUUGAAAUGAAGAGAAGAGGGGUGGGAAAUGCUUGUGUGGAAGAAUUUGAAGACCCUACCAUUUAACUGGAUGGAUGGUAGAGAAGACAGACAGAAGGUGAGAAUCCUAGGGCUGGAACCUGCUAGACAAGAUAGACUACAAAACAGAGACUGCAGAAAGAUGAUCUCUGAUCAAAGGAAAGAUAAUGAGCUGACUGAAGUGGGCUGAGUUCCUGGAAAGGUCAAGUAGCCAUAGGCUCAAAAGACUAGACUCCACCGUUUGUCCCACAUGCCUACCAAAGAGAUCACUGAGUGGUGGUAAAGGACAAUGAAAGAAGAUUAACUUGACAUGACCACAUUGGAAGCAGUGUCCCUAAGUCUGUCUUCAAGGUGCCAGUGGUCUGUUGGUCAUUGUGUCAGCUCUGGUCCUUGUCUCAAGUUCUAGAGAAGUUGACAUUGCUGUCACCACUUGAGAGGAGUAAUCUGAGUUCCAUGGAGUGAUGACACCUGUUCCAGGGUGCAGCCUCGCCACCUGAGGAACUGCUAAUUCCUCACUUGGGAGCAGGAGAUUUAUCCUGCAAACUGUAGUUUGGCUCUUUUAUCAUAAAGAUGUUCAUUACCAAUGCUUUAAUCCCAGAGUUCAACGCAACUGCAGAAGAGAAUGACUGUCAUAAUUAGGUUUCUACAGCUGUAAUAAAACACCAUGGCCAAAACAAUGUGGGGAGAAAAUAAUUUAUUUCACCUUACAACUCUCAGGCCACACGCCAUCACCAAGAGAAGUCAGUACAGGAACUUAAGACAGAAACCUCAAUGCAGAAACUGAAACAGAAGCCAUGGGGAAGUGCUGCUUACAGACUUGUUCUCUGUGGGUUGUUCAUGCUGCUUUCUUAUAUAACUCAGGGCCACCUACCUGUCCAAGGAUGGCACCACUACCAGUGGUCCAGGUCUUCCAACAUACAUCAUCAAUCAAUAAAAUAUUAAUCAAGACUUGUCUAUAGGCCUGAUGGAAGCUUUUUCACAUCUGUGGUUCUUCUUCCCAGAUACCUCUAGCUUGUGUCACCUUGAUAAAGUAAACCAACCAGGACAAUGACUAAGGAGAAAGCUGAUUGUUCUUGAGUAAUAACAAUAGCUAACAUUAUGGACACUCCAAGAGUGGCUUAGUAACAUGAUGAAGGCUCAACCAUGAGCAACAGGUUGGGGUUCAGUUCUGAGCAGUCUAACCCAAGAGACUGUGCUUGGAACUUCUGCCUCACACCACCCAUGAAGGUGUGUUCUACUUGGAUCAGGAACAUUUGCCAAAAGUCAACAAACUGUACCUGUCCUUUUAUUAAAUCUUUAUGACAAUCCCA
Molecule: messenger RNA, 5319 nt
Organism: Mus caroli (Ryukyu mouse)
Lineage: Eukaryota; Metazoa; Chordata; Mammalia; Rodentia; Muridae
Source: RefSeq, a predicted model, not a curated record